UUUCUCAUCCCAACUUCUUCUCUCUCACUUUCAUAGUCAAAUAUUCGUGUAACAAUAUUAUUAUUAUUCACGUACGUAUACUUUUAAUCUAGAUAUGGGGAAAACACCAUCAAUUGUGUCGUUCGGAGAGAUGUUGAUCGAUUUUGUUCCCGAUGAAGCCGGUGUUUCGUUGGGCGAAUCACGUGGUUUCAUCAAAGCUCCCGGUGGUGCACCCGCUAAUGUUGCUUGCGCUAUCACCAAGCUUGGAGGCACCUCCGCCUUCAUUGGCAAGGUUGGAGAUGAUGAGUUUGGAAAGAUGCUUGUAGACAUACUCAACAAGCAUGGUGUAAACACCGAAGGAGUGUGUUUCGACAAGGAUGCAAGAACAGCCCUAGCUUUCGUCACAUUGAAGCAUAACGGCGAAAGAGAAUUCAUGUUCUACAGAAACCCUAGUGCUGAUAUGCUCCUCAAAUCAUCAGAGCUCAAUCUCGAUCUGAUCAACAAAGCCAAGGUCUUUCACUAUGGCUCAAUCAGCUUGAUCACCGAGCCAUGCAGGUCAGCUCAUAUUGCAGCCAUGAAAGCCGCCAAAGAAGCCGGAGCCAUUCUUUCCUAUGAUCCUAAUCUUAGAGUAGCUCUUUGGCCUUCCCCUGAAUCUGCCAGGGAAGGUAUCAUGAGUAUUUGGAAGAAGGCUGACAUCAUCAAGGUAAGUGAUGAAGAGGUGGAGUUCUUGACCAAAGGAGAUCCAACAAAGGACGAAGUGGUGAAUACUUUGUGGUUCGAUGGACUGAAGCUUCUUCUCGUCACUGAUGGAGAGAAGGGUUGCAGAUACUACACUAAGAACUUCAAAGGAGCUGUUAAAGGAUACUCUGUAAAAACAAUCGACACGACCGGAGCUGGAGAUGCAUUUGUUGGCUCUUUCCUCUACUCACUUGCUAAGGAUUCUGCAAUUUUACAGGAUGAAGACAAGCUCAAGGAGGCGUUGACAUUGUCCAAUGCUUGUGGUGCCCUCUGCACAACUAUUAAGGGUGCUAUUCCUGGCCUCCCAAGUCUAUCUCAAGCAAUUCAGUUGAUGACAAAGGGAAACUGAUCAAAACCCUAUCAUCAUAAAUCCGAAAUACUAGUAGUUAAUAAACUAGUUUGUUUAAUGAAAUAAAAGGGUGUUUUCCCCUCUAGUUGUUUUUUGGUAGAUUGCGGAUUUAUACCAAGUUGUUAAGUUUUAAAAUUAAAUGGAAUGACUCUUUGUUAUUUUCACA
Molecule: messenger RNA, 1232 nt
Organism: Spinacia oleracea (spinach)
Lineage: Eukaryota; Viridiplantae; Streptophyta; Magnoliopsida; Caryophyllales; Amaranthaceae
Product: probable fructokinase-5
Exons: 5
Coding region: 95-1066 (323 amino acids)
Biological process (GO): fructose metabolic process
Cellular component (GO): cytosol
Molecular function (GO): fructokinase activity
Source: RefSeq, a predicted model, not a curated record